GUCCAUCACCACAGACUUCAUCACAAAGCCGCUGUUAGUCCGGGUGGAUGCGGGGUGGCAGAGAAGCGACUGAAGAGCGACUUUCACACUUAAAGGAUCUAUCGCGUUACUUUGGGAAGAGUUUGGGAAAUAACUUCUUCCGUUUGUUUUUCCAACACUUUUUUUUCGUCUUGUGUGUGCGUGCUGACCGACGGAUCGGAUACGUAGAAGGAGCAGGGACUGAGUUGAUCUGGGACUUCUGAAUCCACACUGAGACUUAAUAUGAUGGACUUGUUAUGGGCGUCAUUGGUGACCUGCUUCUUACGUUGUGGCAACUACAAUCUAACAUUAUGACGUGACCAGUGAGUAACCCUGCAGAAGCCCUGAUGAAUUCUAACGUAUUUAAGACUUAUUCUUCCUGGAAAUGGAAAAUCGUGCCAUAUUGAUGGAGCGAGUGGUGCUUUUGACAUGCAGUGUGUUGAUCCUGAUCAUCGGCUCAUGCAUCGGCUCUCCUAACCACAGUCGCCGGCCGGUCUGCUGGAAAGCCAUCCUCAAGUGCCACGGGGAGCCGGAGUGCCAUUACGCUUACGAUCAAUACCUCUACGCGUGCGCUUCUGUCAUCACCGGGGAGCGCAAGAGGUGUCCCAGCCACUGCAUCUCGUCUCUGAUCCAGCUCAAUUUAACCCAAAGCGGCCCGGACCUGGAGGAGUGCGACUGCGCCCUCGACCCGGUCUGCAGGAGCACCAAACAAGCCAUCGAGCCGUGUCUGCCGCGCACCAGCACCAUGGGCUGCACGGAGGCCCGGCGGCAGUGCGAGCAGGACUCGUCGUGCAGCUCCGCGAUGAGGGAUUACUUGUUUCAGUGCAGGAAACUUUUCGGGGGGGAAAAGUGCUCGGACGGGUGCCGGAGGGUGAUCGCGAACAUGCGCUCCAUACCCAAAGCGCAGCAGCUGGACACGUGUGUGUGCGACGGCACGGACAGGAACAUUUGUGAGUACGUGAAAGUCAGCAUGAAAACUUUCUGCUCGGAUUCCGCCGAUAGGUUCGCGGGGAGCGGAUUUUCAGACUCCGAGGAGGACUCUGAGGAUGAUUACAUCGAUCAGGAGGAUUAUCAAUACGUGGAGAACUCGAGUGACUCCUUGCUUUGUCGGACUCUGAUCUCUAUCCUCACAACCACUUUGGUUUUUACGAGAUUAAUAUGAGAGGUGAUGCCUUCAAGUGCAGCUAGAGAGUCAGAAAUCACACCAGGAUCUGCCUUAAACUGAAAUCUGGGCUAUAAAGAUAGUUUUCUUCUACUGAUCUGCACAUAUUCCCCCUGUCAAGAUGGUCCUGUUAGGAUAAAAUCAAUAGCACAAGUUGCCAUGUGGUAAUGUUUUCUAAAAAGAAAUGGCUGUAAUAAGUGCAGCUACACACCCUGCUGUCUUUAAAAACCAGCAGAAACCACAUCACAAUCUGUCUUUAAACUAAAACGUGAGGCUAUACAUUGUAGUUAUCUUCUACUGAGCCGCACACAUCCUCUGUUAAAAGUGUUAAAAUCAAUAGUUUAUGUUGCUAAUGAGUUAUGUGUCCUGAAGCAACAUUUUCCACCUGUGAGAUCCAUUUUUCUUGCUAUAGAUCUGCACAAAUGUUCAUGUGAAGCACAUGCAAAUUCAGAUUUGAGGAUAUAAUUGUUGCAUAGAAGUCAUAUAUUAUUACACAUUCCAAAUUUUAGCCAUCAGAAAAUGCUAAAGAGCCCUAUUUUUGUUGUAUAUCCCAGUUUAUAUAAAGUUAAAUUGUACAGUAUAUUGUAAAAAAAAAAGUGUUUUUGUAUAAAUAUUUGUUUAUGAGAGAGUUUUGCACUGUACCAGAAGGUGAGCCACCCUUUUUUUUUUUUUUUUACUGCCGUAAGACCACAGAGGAGUAGGAAAAUGUUCAAAGUGCCUAAAAACGUGUGGUUUUUUAUUCCCCGCGUCAUGUGACCAUAUCAGAGGCAUGCUGUGAAAGCAGAGCAGUUUUCUCCUCGCCAGCUGUACACAGACCUCCUCCACAAGCCCGUCAUUACAAACCAAAAGUUGUUGCAAGCCUCUGAAAUGUGUCUGAAUCUCAGAGGAGGAAAAAAUAAUGCCGGAGAAACGAGAGGAGGGGACCCACUUGACCUUGUCAACAUGGACAUUUGUGUAAAGUAUGAAGUGUUGAUUCUUGGAAACUGUUUAAACAGACGACAGAGGAGAGGUGAACUCCUCCUCUCGGCACCACAAGAAGCGUUUGGUCGCUGUUUGUUUAUCUCCCCCUCCAAUGUGUUUAAAGUCUUCACUGUGAUGACACACUGACAAAAAAAAAGAAAGGAAAAAAAUGGCCGCCUGUUCUGGUGAGCGGAGAUAUUAAGUGCCCGUAAUGAACACACACACACACACACACUCCUCUGAAUGUACAUGCACAUCAAAUAAAUAAGAAGUUUAAAUGAU
This is a messenger RNA of Labrus bergylta (ballan wrasse), 2422 nucleotides long. RefSeq names its product growth arrest-specific 1b (gene gas1b). Gene Ontology annotation, biological process: regulation of cell cycle. The record is from RefSeq and is a predicted model, not a curated record. NCBI's taxonomy places the organism in Eukaryota, Metazoa, Chordata, Actinopteri, Labriformes, Labridae.